AUGACCUCUCUACGUCGUAUCCAGAAGGAACUUACGGACAUUACCAGUAGGCCGAUUGAGGGUCUGUCCGUGGAACCUGUGGAGGAUAACCUCUUUGAGUGGAAGUGCGCGAUCAAGGCUGCCUCAGACAGUCCAUACAAGAAUGGCACCUUCCACUUUUCCCUGUCCCUUCCCGAGAACUUCCCCUUCAAGGCGCCUUCGGUGACCUUCACCACGAAGAUCUAUCACCCCGGAAUUAACGAGGAGGGCCACAUCUGCGUUCCCGUCCUGCGCGAUCAGUGGAAGCCGAGCGUCACGCUAUCUUCAGUCCUGGCCGUCAUCCAAGAGAAGGUGAACAAUCCCAGUCCGGAUGACCCAUUCGAGCCCGACAUCGCUGCUCAAUUGAAGAACGACAAGACGAAGUUCCUGGCCACAGCCAAGGAGUGGACUAAGAAGUACGCCGUCGCCUGA
Molecule: messenger RNA, 450 nt
Organism: Sparassis crispa
Lineage: Eukaryota; Fungi; Basidiomycota; Agaricomycetes; Polyporales; Sparassidaceae
Product: Ubiquitin-conjugating enzyme E2-16 kDa
Exons: 10
Coding region: 1-450 (149 amino acids)
Source: RefSeq, a predicted model, not a curated record